Raphanus sativus (radish) is the source of this 2126-nucleotide messenger RNA. RefSeq lists its product as uncharacterized. Gene Ontology annotation, cellular component: endoplasmic reticulum. The transcript is spliced from 3 exons. Lineage: Eukaryota; Viridiplantae; Streptophyta; Magnoliopsida; Brassicales; Brassicaceae. Gene Ontology annotation, molecular function: ubiquitin-like protein conjugating enzyme binding; metal ion binding; ubiquitin protein ligase activity. The record is from RefSeq and is a predicted model, not a curated record. Bases 627 to 1949 code for a protein of 440 amino acids. Gene Ontology annotation, biological process: ubiquitin-dependent protein catabolic process.
UAAUAAGAAAAAAAAACAAAAAUGAUUCCCGUAAUUCCCUAGCCGUCCGAUUCAGAUAAUCGCGUGGAACUUAAAACCGGUCUUAGCCUAAACCGGAGCGUACCAGAUUCCUCUCCUUCUUCCUUCUCUCUCUCUCUCUCUCUCUCUGCUUAAGCCAAAUUAGACAAAAGAUUUGGACGUUUUGUAGUAAUCUAAAAGGUAGCCAAUUUUCCCAUUGGCGUUGUCAGCUAAAGCUUCAAAGCUUGUCCUUCUAAGCUGAUUGGUCAAUCAACCCAUGGCCUUAUGAAGUUCACCUUCCUAAUCCCCAGCUCCAGGUCUCGUUCAUUCUUCUCUUCCCAGCUCCUUGUGGCGGAGGGAAAUUGAGAAUUUAGGGUUUCACGAUUCAUGGUAUUCCCCCAAAAUUGAUCUUAGAGUUUGCUCUGUAAUGGAAUAGCGCCUCGUCUCUCUUGUAAUUGUCGUCUUCUUCUUCUUCUUCGUAAGCCCAUCCCUUAUCAUUUGUAUCUGAGAAUAUUCCAUUCAAUCCCCACGCCUCUUAAUUGCUUUCACGAAUAAUAAAGUUCCCCACCGGGGUAGAGACUUUGUCUACCACAAGUGAAAGAAAGAGCCUUUAGUUGUUUGUUUUAUUGAUGGGUGAGGAGUUAGCUGACACGAUGAACCUAGACUUGAACCUAGGCCCUGGUCCCGAGUCAGAUCUCCACCUUCUGUCUAACGAAACUGUCAACUUGGCUGAUUGGACUAAUAUCACCCCAUCUCAGAGAUCAUCCUCUCAAGCUACUGUGACCAGGAUCAGAACCCGCCAUAGGACGCGUUUCAGACAGCUUAACCUCCCCAUCCCUGUUCUCUCUGAAAACCAUGCCAUGGAUAUAGAGCUUAACCAGUUGAUGGGAACUGGAGCUGCUGCUUUGCAGACUGGGGAAGGUAGUGAAAGAGGCAAUGAGGAUCUGAAAAUGUGCGAGAACGGGGGACAAGCUAUUGGAGACGGAGAGAAGAAAGGGGAUGUUGAGAAGAGCAGUGGCGGCGGUGACGGUAACUUUUUCGAUUGUAAUAUAUGUUUGGAUUUGUCAAAGGAGCCGGUUCUCACCUGUUGUGGCCAUCUCUACUGUUGGCCUUGUCUCUUCCAAUGGUUACAUAUCUCUGACGCAAAGGAAUGUCCUGUUUGCAAAGGAGAGGUGACUGCUAAAACGGUGACACCGAUAUACGGGCGUGGGAACCAUAAGAGAGAAGUUGAGGAGAGUUUAUUAGAUACCAAGAUCCCUAUGAGACCGCAUGCUAAACGCAUCGAGAGUUUGAGGAAUACAAUUCAAAGGUCUCCUUUUACUAUACCGAUGGAGGAGAUGAUUAGACGUAUACAGAGUAGGUUUGAGAGGGACUCAACCCCUGUCCCUGAUUUUAGCAACCGCGAGGCUUCAGAAAGAGUGAACGAUAGAGCCAACUCGAUUCUUAACCGGUUGAUGACUUCUAGGGGAGUUAGAUCAGAGCAGAACCAGGCUAGUGCUGCAGCAGCAGCAGCAGCAGCUGAGGAUAUUAAUCUAAGUCCAGAUAUUGCUGCUCCUGAUCUUGAAGGAGAAACCACCACGAGGUUCCAUCCUCUGUUGAUCAGGAGACAGUUACAGUCACACAGAGUGGCGAGGAUCUCGAAUUUCACUUCUGCAUUGAGUUCUGCCGAGCGGCUUGUGGAUGCGUAUUUUAGAACUCAUCCGUUGGGGAGGAACCACCACAACCACCAAGAGCUAAACCAUCAUUCUCCUGUUGUGGUUGAUGAUAGAGACUCUUUCUCAAGCAUUGCAGCUGUUAUAAACUCUGAGAGUCAGGUGGAUACUGCAGUUGAGAUUGAUUCCAUGGUCACUCUUUCGACAUCUUCUUCGAGGAGAAGGAAUGAGAAUGGGUCGAGGGUUUCUGAUGUAGACAGUGCUGAUUCUCGCCCUCCUAGGAGAAGGAGAUUUACUUGAAACAAAAGCUUUCAAUCUGUUGGAAGAUGAUGAUGAUGAUGAUGAUGAUGAGGAGGAGGAGGGGAGGAAGAAGAUUGUAACUGUAUUUUUCUUGUUGCUUGUUGGUUUGUUGUAUUUUGAUUUGUAAGUUUCUCAAUAGGGAUGGUAUUUUUAAUCAAAAUUUUAUUAUCUUUUCUU